AUGUUGGAUGAAGAAGAGAAGGUUCGGUCAAUGCUCAAUAACCUCCACUUUAGUUUCCAUUUUGGUCAAUUUUAUUAUCAAGAUAGGAUAACAGUUACCAGUAAAGGUCUAGACAUUGAGUUGGUGAAAAUUCUAACUGUUUUCAACUCGAUUGACAUUUCUGCCAACAAGCUUGAAGGGCCUAUACCAGAAACUAUUGGAGAACUCAAAUCACUAUAUGUUCCCAACUUGUCACAUAAUGCUCUUAUGGGCAAAAUCCCACUAUCUUUGGGAAAUUUGUCUCAGCUGGAAUCAUUAGACUUGUCAAGCAACAAAAUCACAGGGGAGAUCCCUAUGCAACUUGUAGAUCUUACUUUCCUGGCAGCCCUAAACCUUUCAUUCAAUCUAUUGGUGGGGCCAAUUCCGCAAGGCAAGCAAUUUGGUGCGUUUUCAAAUUAUUCCUAUAUACAUAACAAGGAGUUAUGUGGGUUCCCUUUGACGACACACUACACAAGUGAUGAAGCUCCACCACCUUCAGCAACACCAAAAUAUAAAGGCACAAGUUCAACUACUUUGAUUGGCAGUUCAUACUGA
Messenger RNA from Quercus robur (English oak), 573 nucleotides. RefSeq names its product putative receptor like protein 25. Gene Ontology annotation, molecular function: protein binding. The transcript has a single exon. The record is from RefSeq and is a predicted model, not a curated record. Bases 1 to 573 code for a protein of 190 amino acids. Lineage: Eukaryota; Viridiplantae; Streptophyta; Magnoliopsida; Fagales; Fagaceae.